AUGCCUGUUAAUCGAGGUGGUAAAAUGUAUAAACCUAUUAGGUGGUUUCCCAACAUUCCCGCCCCAACCAUUGACACUGAAACGAUCCUGAAAGCCAAUCUUCGCAUCCUUGUUCCCGGAUUUUUUCCACGAUAUUUAAAAUUUCGACUUACGCAUUUAGUGCUUAACUGGUUCUUUGUCGACGCCAGUCCGACGGACGUGGACGAAAUCCUCCAUUUUCUCGAAGACGCUCAGUGCCGGAUUGAGGACAUGGGGUCCACCGAGAAAUUUAGAAAGUGCGGUCCUCGUCAGCAUUCGGUGCAUUCUGUGUGCAUUGUUGGGCUCUGCGUGGAGUUUCGUUUCCAAAAAGAUUGCACAAUGACUGAUAACAAUUACGAAAUCGACUUUACAAAUACCUUCAUAAACGCGUGCCCUUCCACAUCCACAACGUAUUAUGUAAGAUUACGUUAUAAAGAAACACUGGUAUGGGCUUCAGUUAGCGGCAAUUAUGAAUCUAUUAAACUUAAAGCUUCUCAGUGUUUCCCAGAAUUAUUGGGAUCCUCUUUCAACAUACGUGAUUCGGAUGGAGCUAUAAUAAACGAGGAUUUUAUAAACGACUUUUUAAACAUUUCCAACAAAGGGGUAAUACUGAGUUUUGUAAAGGACGAUGAAGUCAUAGAACAAUUGCCUACGGAGAGAAAUAUAAAUUCUCCUGCCUUUUCAACCUAUUCAUUGGCAUAUACCGGAGGAGUUAGUAGUGCCAGUACGGAAACUUUGCAGUCCUUGCCUACGUCCCCGGCACCAUCCGAUAUCUGCUCAAAUUUCGAUGAAGAUGAUGAUUCUUAUUCAUUAAUAGUUUCCCCUACUGGUAAGAAGCGACUAAAGACAUCAUCAAUUUCAUACCACAAUUUAACUGAUCACGAAUUCAAAAACUAUUUGUUAUCUGAUGCUUGGGGCAAACAAGUAAUCAGCUACUAUAAAGAAAAUAGAACAUUAGAUGACAAACAUAGGAUACGAUUGGUGCAUAUCGCAGUUGAUCAUAUGUUACAAUUUAUGCCCCCCAAUACUUUACCUUCUGCUGAAACGAGAACACAAUAUGCUAAAUGCAUAGUAACACUGUUCCCAAAAUUGAAAGAUGUACAUACUGACGAAGGAUAUGAAGCAUUUAGGGGAUUCAUCGUUGGCCGCUUACGAACUGUUUUUAGAGAUAAAAAAGUGAAAAAAGGAAAUUCUACAAUUCAAGAGAAUUCCACAGUCAGUAGUGAUGAGUAUGAUGAGAGUGUUCAAGAAACCAUAGAGUUUUUGAAGGCAGCAACGCAGGAACAGAUAAAAGAUAUUUUUAAACGUACAAGACAGACAUUUGACUUUAGAAACAGUCACAGACAAGAUAUCGAUAAAUUAUUUCCCAGGUUUUUUGAUACGCCUGGCUUAAUAAGUUUGGAAUUUUCUCUAAUGUUUCCUGAAAAUGAUAUAUUUCAUAAAACUUUUUCAAAAAAUAUUUCCAUAAUUAAAAAACUAUACACAACAACAGCAACAAAUAUAAACACAAAGUUUUUACACGAAGAAAAUAAGGACCCCCAAGAUUGGAAUGCAACUACCAAUGCAAUUUUAAUGUUGGUUUACUUGUUACCCCCAACUAGCUCUAAAAAUGCAAGAAAACAAAGUGCCGCUACAGCUGCAAACAAACUUAUAAUAUUUAAAGAUAUGCAAGUACCUUUCACUACUAUUUUGAAGGAAAGACCAUCCAAACAACCGUUCAUACUGGCAAUUGGAACAUCCAAAGCUGCAAUAAGUAAAUAUUACGUAGUAUUUGACGAACACAUAAUCCCUUCUCCUGAACAAAAUGUAAUAACUGCGUUUGAUCUUUGUUUUAAAGUACAUUUUGUAUUUAAUUUAGAUUUUGAGAAAUCUCUAGAGUAUUUUUAUAAAUUUGUUCAAAAUGCGUUUUAUAAUUUAGAAGUAAAGACAAUAUCCGAUAGAAUUCGUUGGUUGAGAACUAAAAUGGAUCACUUGAUGUCGCCAUCAAGCGAUGAAUCUGAAUAAAGAAAUACCUAAAUAUCAUUUUUACACUGUUGUGUUAACAUUUUAGAAGUAUUUUUUAGUUUUUAUAUUAGUUUUAAACAUGUUUUCUUGUUUUUUAUGUACUUUUAGUAAUUUAGCGUUAGGUAAAUUUUUGAAACAUUUACGACAGGUGCAUGCUUUGUACGAUAACGAAAAAUUAAGAUUAAAAUGCUUUAGUUGUACCAACAUAUAUGAAACUUUUAGUGGAUAUAGGAGACACAUACAAAAAUGUAACACACACAAAAUUAAUAAGGAUCGUUCUUCAAUCUCUAAUGUUGUAAAACCUCAAACUGAGUUAAUAUGUGCAUCUACUAACGAACAUUUUGAUUUUGGAUGUAACCUAACAUCAAAUACUAAUCAGAAAUCGUUAAGUGAUUACUGUGCGUCAUAUGUUUCGAGUUUAUACUCUCUGGGUUUACCAGACUCGACCAUUCAAAAUAUCCUAGAAAUGAAUGAAAAAUUACUAAAAAUAAUUUCGGAUACACGAAUCAGUAGCACCAUAGCUGUUCAGAAUGCAUUUUCAGAUAUUAACACAAAAUAUAAAAGAGAAUUGUAUUUUAAAAAACAUAUAGUUGAACCUAUUGAAAUUCCAAUAGGCAUAAGAUACGACCAAAUAUGGAAUAAGGAAAAGUUUGUCUACGAACAAAUCCUGAUGUCAUGUCAUUUUAUGUAUGUUCCAAUUUUAAAAACAUUACAAUUCCUUUUAAAAAAUGACUCUUUUCGAAAAUUAUUAUUUCAAAAACCCAAAGAAAGUCACCCCAACAUUCUUUCUGAAUUUUCACAUGGAAGUAUUUUCCGAAAGAGUGCAUUUUUUAAAGAAAACCCUCAUGCGUUUCAGCUGCAGCUCUACUUCGAUGAAUUUGAUACGGUAAAUCCAUUAGGAUCCAAAACGGGAGGACACAAAAUUGGAGCAAUUUAUAUGAUGAUAAAGAACUUACCCGCUCAGUUAAAUUCAGUUUUGGAGAAUAUUCAUUUAGUUGCUUUAUUCUAUGCCAAUGACAUAAAGAAAUUUGGCAUGAACUCAGUUCUAGAUAUCAUUGUUAAAGAUAUUAAAAUUUUAGAAGAGCAAGGAGUUUAUGAUGACGUUGCAAAGACAUUUUUAAAAGGCACAGUUGUCUCACUUAGUCAUGACAAUCUGGGUGCUAAUCAAAUUUUUGGCAUGGUAGAAUCUUUUUCCUCAACUAACUAUUGCCGCAUUUGCAUUGCUAAUAAAACAGACGCACAAAGUAGAGCCAUUCAAGAUGAAAGUUUAUUAAGAAGUGAUUUUAUGUAUGAACAACAUUGUAGAUCGCUAAAACAGGAAACCGAUCUUUCGAAAAGAUCUAAUAAUACGGUCUGUGGCAUUAAAUUCCGAAGUUCCUUAAAUAAUCUUACUCAAUUUAAGUUAUGUAAUAAUCAGUCUGUAGACAUUAUGCAUGACUUAUU
Zophobas morio is the source of this 3465-nucleotide messenger RNA. RefSeq lists its product as uncharacterized. Bases 1 to 2022 code for a protein of 673 amino acids. The transcript is spliced from 10 exons. The record is from RefSeq and is a predicted model, not a curated record. NCBI's taxonomy places the organism in Eukaryota, Metazoa, Arthropoda, Insecta, Coleoptera, Tenebrionidae.